AUGAAAAGCAUCACAUCGGUUACCUGUGAUAUCACUCUCGUUGACAAAUGUACAGGAUACAGUGCAGUGAGCACGGACGACAAAGCCAUCAUCUUGUCAUUCAGAGGAACAAACAAGAAUAGUCAACUGAUCAUGGAAAGCGAGGAAACAAUGCAGAAAAAUCACACUCCAUGGGUUGCUGGAGGUUUGGUUUCGAAAUACUUCAGCGACGGUUUCUUGAAAAUCUGGAAGAAUGGCAUGAAAGACGAUUUGACAACAUUGCAAAGCCAGCAUAGCGGAUACGAGCUUUGGAUAACAGGCCAUUCUCUUGGAGCAGCUAUGGCUUCGUUGGCCGCCUCUUACAUCGCCCACAACAAGCUUUUCGCAGCAAACAAGAUCAAGCUGGUGACGUUCGGGCAGCCUCGAACUGGGGAUAAGGAUUACGCCGCUUCUGUAGAGAAGGAGGUUCCCUAUACUUUCCGUGUGACACAUGCUCACGACAUAAUACCACAUCUGCCAUUGGAGAACAUGGAAGGCUAUUACCAUCAUAAAACGGAGGUAUCUGACAAGUUUCAUUUUGAAGUGUUCAUCUAUAUUAUUCACCUUUUAGACCCUCAGAUGAGCAGAGCGCUACCUGUAAUUCUUUUCUAUUGGCAGGCGGCCUUCGUCUGUGUUAAACGAGAAAUGCUGGUGCUGGUGGGUCUGCUUCUUCCCUUGGCGAUGGCCAUGCCAUUCGACGUGGUAUCCAACUCGGCCACUCAAAUACUCUACGAUGACAAUUUUGCCCGUUCAAAAAUGCUCCCUCUCGCGGCUGCCGCCUAUUCCAACAAUCCUUCGCUAUGCCUUACAAAUCUUGGCAAGGAUAUCACGCUGAAACGCCUUCUAUCGGUUGUCUGUGAUAUCACUAUCGUUGACAAAUGCACAGGAUUCAGUGCAGUCAGCAACGAUGACAAAGCCAUCAUCUUGUCUUUCAGAGGCACAGACAGAAACACUCAGCUUCUCGUCGAAAGCGAUGAAACAAUGCAGAAAAAUCAUGUAGGUGUCAGAUGCUAG
Messenger RNA from Cooperia oncophora, 1032 nucleotides. The record is from the annotation of a GenBank genome assembly. NCBI's taxonomy places the organism in Eukaryota, Metazoa, Nematoda, Chromadorea, Rhabditida, Trichostrongylidae.